CAAGCACCUACCCCACCAGUAUUCAAUCGGACCCUUGUUGUUUCCAGCUCCCCUCCUCCCCUCGAGGUCCCCCCGAUCAUGUGGGACGUCACCACGUCACUCACUCACUCAAUGGACUCGAGGCCAGGCACUGCACCCGAGAUUUCCCUCUCCCUGGGUUCCCAAAGGCUCCAACUUUGCUCUUUAUAAAAUCCAUACCCGCCCUCGCGGCCCUUAGCCAGAGUAGCCCAGUCUCCGGAUACAACCCUCCCCCCUCUUCAAAGAUUCUAUAAUAAAAUUAAUAUAUGCCAACAACACCAUGACAACCCUUGUCCCACGCGCGCCCUACACGGAUGACGAGCUCCGGAAGCUCUACCCGGAAGGCCUAGAGCUGCAACUCGUGCAGGUCCUAAUGCGCCAUGGUGAACGCACUCCCGUCUCGGCUCGCUUCCAGAAUGCCGGUCUGCAACCCUGGUGGCCAUAUUGCGCCAGUGCCCGCCAGAUGCGGUCCGCCGUUCUCGCCUCGACCAACACCAAAGCCGACCAUUCCUUUGAUAGCCUAGAAUGGAAACGCCGUCUGGAAACCUUUGGUACCAAUGACGAGCCAGUCAUCGCCGGUGGCCCCAAGAGCCAGCUAGACGAUAUCUGCGACAUGGGUAGCUUGACAGAUCUCGGCCGGCAGAGCACUUACCAGCUAGGCCUGCGUCUUCGCCAACACUACGUCGAUCGCCUUGGCUUCAUCCCAUCCACCAUUCGCUCAGCCGAUUUUCUCUACCUGCGCUCUACCCCGGUCCCCCGUGCCCUAGAAUCCCUCCACCAGACAUUCUCGGCCCUGUACCCGCCCUCAGCCCGGGAGGCCGACCCAAGUGGCAGGUUUCCAGCUCCCACCAUCCUCACCCGUGUGCCGGGGGAUGAGACCUUGUACCCCAAUGAUGGCAACUGCCGCCGGUUUGCCGCAUUGUCGCGCGCCUUCGCACAGCGCGCCGCGGACAGGUGGAACAACUCGCCAGACAUGGAAUAUCUCCAGAAGCUCUACGGGAAGUGGAUGCCCCCCGACACCAAGGUCGCCGUGGACUCGCGCCCGCGGCUGUCCGGUAUUAUGGACACGGUCAACGCUACCCUCGCCCAUGGCCCGGAGACCAGGCUGCCCAGUGAGUUCUACGACGAGAAGGCGCGGGCCAUCAUGGAGAAGAUCGGCGUCGAGGAGUGGUUCGCCGGGUACAACGAGUCGAAGGAAUUCCGCAUGUUGGGCAUAGGAGGCCUGAUGGGGGACAUCGUCGGCCGGAUGGUUGGGAGCGUUGAGCAGCAGACCGGCCGGGACGGUUCGCACACGUUGCUGAAGAGGACGGGGCAGGGGAACUACAGUGAUCGAAUCCGGUUCGGCCUGAGCGGGUGCCACGACACCACACUCGCGGGCGUGCUGGCGAGCUUGGGGACAUACGACACGGACAGGUGGCCACCCUUCACGAGCCAUCUCGCGAUUGAGCUGUUCAGGGAGGCCAAGAUUCCACCCCCGGCCCAGGGACCGGCCAACAGCAGCUGGUGGAGUUCAAUUUUUGGGGCGACAGGAGCGCCGGUAAAUAUCGGGCGCCGUCCAACGACGGAGUUGACCGCGAGCGAGAAGAGCAAGCUGGAUGGGUACUACGUGCGGAUGCGCUACAACGAUGAGCCCGUCACCGUGCCGGCCUGCAAGCUACCGGGGAAUCACCUCGAGGGUGACGAGUCCUUCUGCACACUGGCCGCCUUUAAAUCCGUCGUCGACAAGUUCACUCCGACAAACUGGAAACAGCAAUGCCGUAUGAACAGGGACCAGCCCGCUUUGCCGACGGGAGAGCCCGAAUGGGCCGGCCACUAAGAGAGUUCGCCUGGAGCUAUUAGAAGAGGGUCGUGCUUACAUAUUUAACUAUCAUCAUUAGUAGAGGAUUUGAUUUGGGGGAGUGGGGGCCGACUAAUGAAAUAAUGGGUAGGUAGGCCUUGGUUACCUUUCCUUAUGGAUGGGUUGGAAAUAGCUCAGCGGAUAGCGCGCGAUUGGUAUUACUCUGGUGGAACUAGAGAAAGUCGAAGGAAUAAUGAGAGAGUCAAAGGACUCGGUAAUGACAAUCAAAACUUUCCACUCAAGAG
Molecule: messenger RNA, 2100 nt
Organism: Chaetomium fimeti
Lineage: Eukaryota; Fungi; Ascomycota; Sordariomycetes; Sordariales; Chaetomiaceae
Product: histidine phosphatase superfamily
Exons: 2
Coding region: 299-1834 (511 amino acids)
Biological process (GO): dephosphorylation
Molecular function (GO): phosphatase activity
Source: RefSeq, a predicted model, not a curated record